UUGUCUCGGCAGGUGGUAUGGCUAUAGUCGCUCUUACAUCCUCUUUAAUGUUUAUAUUCAUUUUCAUUCGCAUGAAACGUGCAAAGGAAAAACAAGAGCACGAUAGAGACAUUGAACUCUUUCUCAAGAACAAUGGAAAUCUUGUACCACUAAGAUACAAAUACUCCAGCAUCAAGAAAAUGACAAAUUCAUUCAGCGAAAAUCUAGGAAGAGGAUGAUUUGGUAGUGUCUACAAAGGACAGUUUCCAGACGGCAAUCUUAUGGCAGUUAAACUCCUGAAUGAAUCAAAUGGAAAUGGGGAAGAUUUCAUGAACGAGGUCGCCAGUAUUAGCAGAACUUCUCACGUUAAUAUUGUUUCGCUUUUAGGAUUUUGUUUCGAAGGUUCUAAAAGAGCUCUCAUUUAUGACUUCAUGCCUAAUGGAUCUCUUGAAAAGUUCAUUGGCCACAAUGCUUCCUCGUCUCAAGAAUCUUGGUUAGGAUGGGAGAAAUUGUUUGAGAUCGCUCUUGGGAUAGCUCGAGGGCUAGAGUACUUGCACCAAGGUUGUAAUACGAGGAUUUUGCAUUUGGACAUCAAGCCUCAGAACAUUCUUCUGGAUAAGGACAUGAAUCCAAGGAUUUCAGAUUUUGGGCUUGCUAAACUGUGUCCUAACAGAUCAAGCAUAGUCUCUAUGAUUGUGGCAAGAGGUACUAGAGGUACUAUAGGAUACAUUGCCCCUGAAGUGUUUUCUAGAAACUUUGGAGAAGUCUCGUACAAGUCUGAUGUGUAUAGUUAUGGAAUGUUGAUUUUGGAAAUGGCUGGAGGAAGGAGAACCAUUGAUCCGGGAGAUGUUGAUUGUUCAAGUGAGAUAUACUUCCCACACUAUCUCUAUAAGCAGCUAGAGAUGAAUGCUAAAAGAGAUGGCGAUGUGAAGAGAAAUUUGGCAAUUGUAGGGUUGUGGUGCAUUCAGACAAACCCUAAGGACCGACCAUCGAUGACAAGGGUCGUAGAGAUGUUGGAAGGGAAAUUUGGAAGUUUGGAGGUUCCACAUAAGCCUUACCUUUACUCACCACCAAGAUCACCACAAAGCUUUACAACCUUUGAAUCUUUAUAAUAUUUUGCUUGAAUUUGUAUGGAAUUUGA
This is a messenger RNA of Salvia hispanica, 1120 nucleotides long. Lineage: Eukaryota; Viridiplantae; Streptophyta; Magnoliopsida; Lamiales; Lamiaceae. The record is from RefSeq and is a predicted model, not a curated record.